AUGGCCGAACCUGACGAUGUUGAGGAAGAUCUUUUCGCCGAUCUGUACGAUGCGGACGAUACUACUGUUCAGACGAAGCCUAUUGUAGAGCCUCCACAGAUGCCCGAGCCUAUCACUCCUGCUCCACAUGCCUCUGCUACCGAGCUUCGAACGCAGUAUGCGGAUCACGGCCAUGGUGAUAUCGACGCUGGUGGGUCGUAUCAAUAUUCUCAUCAGUCUGGAAACCACGCAGGCGGAGAGAACGGGGGCGCUGGUUUUGCGCAUCCUGCUGCAGCCUCGGUGGGCGAAUCCGAACCUCAAGGGACGGGAAUUAAAGAAGAUGGCGGUCACGGUCACGCAGAAGCCCUGUUUCCUUUCAUCUCAUUCCUCAUUCUCUCCCCGAUUGUCAAGAGGGUAUGCAUCAUGGCAUGGCUAUUCCCAUUUGUGUCGGCCCACUAUAUCUCAAGCAGCGCCCAAGGGAUUCUCGAAAACUAUGCCGCACUCCCGCAACAGCCACAAUCAUGA
Messenger RNA from Aspergillus saccharolyticus JOP 1030-1, 504 nucleotides. RefSeq lists its product as uncharacterized. Bases 1 to 504 code for a protein of 167 amino acids. The record is from RefSeq and is a predicted model, not a curated record. The transcript has 3 exons. Lineage: Eukaryota; Fungi; Ascomycota; Eurotiomycetes; Eurotiales; Aspergillaceae.